CGCAAGAAGACAAAUGUGUACUCCAGUUAUCCACGUAUUAAGUUUGGAAGCAGAUGGGAUGUAAUGUGGUGUGGUCGCGUUGAACAUUCGCCCCCUUCUCUCCUUUUUCGUGAAGACUGGCAUUUGGUGUCUGUAGAAUGGCUCGGUUCGGAGAUGAGGUGCCGUCCAGGUAUGGCGGAGGACCAGGACACGCGCAAGUGGGACCCGGCCGCGGCGGUAGCAGGCAGGGCGGCCCGCCGGGUGCUCCUCAGAGAAUGUACAAGCAGUCAAUGGCCCAGCGAGCCAGAACUAUGGCCCUGUACAACCCUAUACCAGUGCGGCAAAACUGCUUCACUGUCAACCGGUCUCUGUUCAUCUUCAGUGAGGACAACUUUGUGAGAAAAUACGCCAAAAAAAUCACAGAAUGGCCUCCAUUUGAGUACAUGAUCCUGGCUACCAUCAUCGCUAACUGCAUUGUCCUGGCCCUGGAACAACAUCUUCCAGAUGGAGACAAGACACCUAUGUCAGAGCGUUUGGAGGACACAGAACCCUACUUCAUCGGCAUUUUCUGUUUCGAGUCAGGCAUAAAGAUCUUGGCUUUGGGCUUUGCUUUCCAUAAGGGCUCCUACCUACGCAAUGGCUGGAAUGUCAUGGACUUUGUAGUGGUGCUAACUGGAAUCCUCUCCACAGUGGGGUCAGACUUUGACCUAAGGACACUGCGUGCCGUUCGAGUGUUGAGACCUCUCAAACUGGUGUCUGGGAUACCCAGCUUGCAGGUGGUCCUCAAAUCUAUCAUGAAGGCCAUGAUUCCUCUGCUGCAGAUUGGUCUGCUGCUCUUCUUUGCUAUCCUCAUGUUCGCCAUCAUUGGCCUGGAGUUCUACAUGGGCAAAUUUCACAAAACUUGCUUUGAUAAAUUCACUGAUGAGAUCCGGGAGGAGACUCCAUGCGGGCUUGAAUUUCCCGCUCGUCUCUGUCCUAAUGGAACAGUCUGUCAAGAAUACUGGCUAGGACCUAACUAUGGUAUUACCCAGUUUGACAACAUCCUAUUUGCUGUGCUCACAGUCUUCCAGUGUAUCACCAUGGAGGGCUGGACUGACCUGCUGUACUAUAGCAAUGAUGCUUUAGGGAGUGCAUGGAACUGGAUGUAUUUCAUCCCCCUCAUCAUCAUCGGCUCCUUCUUCAUGCUCAAUCUUGUGCUGGGUGUACUCUCAGGAGAGUUUGCGAAAGAGAGGGAGCGUGUGGAGAACAGGAGUGAGUUUCUUAAGUUAAGACGUCAACAGCAGAUAGAGAGAGAGCUGAAUGGAUAUCUGGAGUGGAUCUGCAAAGCAGAAGAAGUGAUUCUGGCUGACGAGGACAAUGACCCAGAUGACCGGAUGCCCUAUGAUGGAUCAAGGAGGAGGCCUACCAUCAAGAAGGGUAAAGCAGACCUGCUCGACACAGAGGAUGGAGAUGGAGACAUAGGUUCUCCAUUUGCACGGGGCAGUCUGAAGAGCUCGAUGAUGGAGGGCUCUUCCUUCCAUAAAAAGGAGCGUCGACUGAGAUUCUUUAUCAGGCACAUAGUGAAGACGCAGGCCUUCUACUGGUCUGUUCUGUGUCUGGUGGGACUGAACACAUUGUGUGUGGCUGCUGUGCACUAUGACCAGCCUGACCGGCUCUCUGACUUCCUUUACUUUGCUGAGUUCAUCUUCCUGGGGAUCUUUAUGUCAGAGAUGUGUAUUAAGAUGUAUGGACUGGGGACCAGGCCUUACUUUCACUCCUCCUUCAACUGUUUUGACUGCAUUGUAAUUUGUGGCAGCAUUUUCGAGGUGCUCUGGGCUAUGAUCCAGCCAGGAACCUCGUUUGGGAUCAGUGUGUUACGAGCUCUCAGGUUACUGAGGAUCUUCAAAGUGACCAAGUAUUGGGCAUCUCUGAGGAACUUGGUGGUGUCUUUGUUGAACUCCAUGAAGUCCAUCAUCAGUUUACUCUUCCUCCUUUUCCUCUUCAUCGUGGUGUUUGCCUUGCUCGGCAUGCAGCUGUUUGGGGGACAGUUUAAUUUUGACUCCGGCACACCACCGACCAACUUUGAUACCUUUCCUGCAGCAAUAAUGACUGUGUUUCAGAUCCUGACGGGUGAAGACUGGAACAUGGUCAUGUAUGAUGGGAUUGAGUCUCAGGGUGGAGUCAAGAAGGGCAUGGUGUUCUCUGUCUUCUUCAUUGUUCUUACACUCUUUGGCAACUACACUUUGCUCAAUGUGUUCUUGGCUAUCGCAGUGGACAAUCUGGCCAAUGCACAAGAGCUCACCAAGGAUGAACAGGAGGAAGAGCAGGCAGCCAAUCAGAAAAUGGCUCUACAGAAGGCCAAGGAAGUAGCUGAGGUCAGCCCACUGUCAGCAACCAACCUCUCCAUUGCAGCUGUGACAGUAAACUCUGAGAGUCUCGAUGCAACAGAACAAUUUCUGGACUGUAAGGAGCAACAGAUGAACCAUAAAGGUUGUAAGUCAGUAUGGGAACAGCGCACCAGUGAGUUGAGGAGGCAGACCCUGAUGAACAGCAGAGAGGCUCUUUACAAUGAGUUGGAACCUGAAGACCGCUGGAAGGUCUCAUUCUCCCGUAACAUCCGUCCUGAUAUGAAGACCCAUCUGGACCGCCCGCUGGUCGUGGAUCCUCAGGAGAACCGAAACAACAACACCAACAAAUCCCGGCCCGGUGAGGGCCAACCCCUGCGCACUCAUCAGCUCCUGCACAAACAGCCAAACUUCAAUGAUGGUGAGAGUGGUGGAGGAGGGUCCGGACCCUGGCCACCAUUGGAAAGAGGGGACUCCACAGGAUCUCAUCGGAGUCUGUUAGGCUCCGAAAUACGGCAGCCGGAGGAGGAUGUUAGAGAAUCCCACAGCAGACAUCAGCACUGCAGACAGGCCCGUCAACAUCGCAAUCACCCAGAGGGAGAGGGUGGAGGGAGAAGACACAAGAGCAAAGGCAGGGAAAGAGAACCUGAGUGUGAGCAGGCAGAUGGAGGAGAGUGUAAAUACAGUAGUCAUCGGCAUGACUGUAAGGGACGGAAAGAGAGAGUGGAGAGGGUGCGACACCGUACCAGGAAGGAUGGUCAUGGGAGUGGCCCCACUCUCUCCACAACCCGCCCCAUUCAGAAGACUCUGUCCAGACAGGACAGUCAAUACAGUGAGGACCUAGACAACGCCAUGAACAACAAGCUCGCCACUCAACCGCCUAGUAACUCCACCCCACAUGAUAGUCUGCUCAACCUGGCCAACAGUGCCCACACUGCCGGCCUGGCUCACACUGGAACUGAGAGCAGCCUCAUUCUUACCAACCCUUCGUCUACCAUUGCUAAUGUUUCUAGCACUGGUAACCUGGGCAUGACACCCGAUUACACUGCUGUAGACAUUCCACCCAUGUUCCCCUCCAGUAAUGCCAUCCUACAGGUCAAUAAGAAUGCCAACACUGAGCCCCUGCCCAAGAAAGAAGAUACCAAGGGUGACGAUGAUGAUGAUGUUAAAAAUGAUGGAGGGCCUAAGCCCAUGCCACCCUUCACCUCAAUGUUCAUCCUGUCUACCACCAACCCGUUUCGGAGGUUGUGCCACUAUAUCGUGACACUCAGAUAUUUUGAGAUGUGUAUUCUGCUGGUCAUUGCGAUGAGCAGUAUUGCCCUGGCUGCAGAAGACCCCGUCUGGCCGGAAUCCCCCCGCAACAAUGUCCUGCGCUACUUUGACUAUGUUUUCACAGGUGUUUUCACCUUUGAGAUGCUCAUUAAGAUGGUGGAUUUAGGUCUUGUUCUUCAUCAAGGCUCAUAUUUCCGUGACUUAUGGAACAUCCUGGACUUUAUAGUGGUUAGUGGUGCCCUGGUGGCGUUCGCCUUCUCUGGCGGCAGCGGAGGAAGCAGCAAAGGGAAAGACAUCAGUACCAUCAAGUCCCUGCGUGUGCUCAGAGUAUUGCGGCCUCUGAAAACCAUCAAGCGUCUGCCCAAACUGAAGGCUGUCUUUGAUUGUGUGGUGAACUCUCUAAAGAACGUUUUGAACAUCCUCAUUGUCUACAUGCUGUUCAUGUUCAUCUUCGCUGUGGUGGCUGUGCAGCUCUUUAAGGGCCGCUUCUUCUACUGUACUGAUGAAUCCAAGGAGCUUGAGCGCGAUUGCAGGGGCGAGUAUCUUGUCUAUGAGAGAGAUAACGAAGUGAGGGCGCAGAAGCGGGAAUGGAAGAAGUACGAUUUCCACUACGACAAUGUGCUCUGGGCCCUUCUCACCCUCUUCACAGUUUCCACGGGAGAGGGGUGGCCGCAGGUGCUGAAACAUUCAGUGGAUGCGACCUACGAGAAUCAGGGCCCUAGCCCAGGUUACCGGAUGGAAAUGUCCAUCUUUUACGUGGUGUACUUCGUGGUCUUCCCAUUUUUCUUCGUCAACAUUUUCGUAGCUCUUAUAAUCAUCACCUUCCAGGAGCAAGGAGACAAGAUGAUGGAGGAUUACAGUCUGGAAAAAAAUGAGAGAGCAUGUAUAGACUUUGCCAUCAACGCCAAGCCGCUGACACGUCACAUGCCCCAAAAUAAGCAAACAUUCCAGUAUCGCAUGUGGGAGUUUGUGGUGUCUCCUCCAUUUGAAUACACCAUCAUGGCAUUGAUUGCGCUCAACACCAUUGUCCUUAUGAUGAAGUAUGAUGGAGCUACACUAACCUAUGAAGGCGUGUUAGCCAACCUGAAUAUAGUGUUCACCUCCCUUUUCUCCAUGGAGUGUAUACUGAAGAUCAUUGCUUUUGGAGCACUGAACUACUUCAAAGACGCCUGGAACAUCUUCGACUGUGUGACUGUGCUUGGCAGCAUCACUGAUAUUUUAGUCACAGAACUAGGGGUAAGUAACAACUUCAUAAAUCUGAGUUUUCUAAGGCUCUUCAGAGCUGCUCGUCUCAUUAAGUUACUCAGGCAGGGUGAGACCAUACGGAUCCUGCUCUGGACCUUUGUCCAGUCUUUCAAGGCUCUGCCGUAUGUGUGCCUACUCAUUGCCAUGCUGUUCUUCAUCUAUGCCAUCAUUGGCAUGCAGCUGUUUGGGAACAUUGCGAUUGAGGAGGAUAGUGAGAGUGCCAUUAACUUACACAACAACUUCAGGACUUUUUUCCAGGCCCUUAUGUUGCUCUUCAGGAGUGCUACAGGUGAGGCGUGGCAUGAUAUAAUGCUGUCAUGUCUAGGAAAGAAGGUGUGUGAUACUCUCUCUGGAAACACGGAGGCAGAAUGUGGGAGCGAGUUUGCCUACCUCUACUUUGUCUCCUUCAUCUUCCUCUGUUCCUUUCUGAUGCUGAAUCUGUUUGUGGCUGUGAUCAUGGAUAAUUUUGAGUACCUGACACGUGACUCCUCUAUCUUGGGUCCCCAUCACCUGGACGAGUAUGUGAGAAUCUGGGCGGAGUAUGAUCCAGCGGCUUGCGGGCGCAUUCAUUAUAAGGAUAUGUACAGUUUAUUGCGAGUUAUCGACCCCCCUCUGGGCUUAGGCAAGAAAUGUCCUCAUAGGGUGGCCUGCAAGAGACUAUUGCGGAUGGAUCUGCCAGUUGCUGAUGACAACACAGUGCACUUUAAUUCCACCCUUAUGGCCUUAAUCCGAACCGCUCUGGACAUCAAGAUCGCCAAGGGUGGUGAAGGAGGUAUAGAUAAACACCAGAUGGAUGCUGAACUACGGAAGGAGAUGAUGGCGAUAUGGCCCAAUCUCUCCCAGAAGAAUCUGGAUCUACUGGUGACACCCCACAAGUCAGCGACAGACCUGACAGUGGGAAAGAUCUAUGCUGCCAUGAUGAUCAUGGAGUACUAUCGGCAAAGUAAAGCCAAAAGGGCACAAGCAGUCCACGAUGAGCAGAAUCGAACGCCAUUAAUGUUUCAGCGUCUGGAGCCGCCGUCUCCAAGCCAAGAUGUCGGGCAGGGACUCACUGGCCUUCCUGAAAAACAGCCGCCCUGUGCAAAUCAUCUGCCUGUUGAUCAAGGGAUCCCAGAGAGCCAUUCAUGGGUUACGGCGCGAGCCCAGGAGAUGUCUCAGAAAGCAGGCAGCUGGAGUCCUGAAGGCCAGCACCCAGACAACACAGCAGAUAACUGUAGACAAUCUCAGACAGUAGAGAUGAGAGAGAUGGGGCGUGACGGUUACUCGGACACUGAGCACUAUCUGUCGAUGGAAGGCCAUGGCAGGGCUGCUUCCAUGCCUCGACUCCCAGCAGACAACCAACAGCCACGGAGGAAAGGACGGCACCGGGGUGAUAAUCUCUCUACCAUCCAUGAUAACAGUCCUAUGAAGCGCUCAGCUUCAUCUCUGGGGCAUGGGCGCCAAGGCCGGUCUAUGCGGGGUGAUGACUAUUCCAUGAACAGGGUUAUCCCAGAAGAGGGUCACAGACAUGGGCAUCGUCACAAAGACCGCAGCCACCUUGCAUCUGAGCGGUCCCUCAGCCGCUACACUGAUGCUGACACAGGUCGUAGCACCGACCUCAGCACCACCACACAGUCAGGUGACCUGCCAUCCAAGGAAAGGGACCGGGGCCGGGCCAAGGACCGCAAGCACCAUCACCAUCAUCAUCACCACCAUGGUUCUGUAGAUAAGGAGCGCUAUGGACAUGAGAGAGAACAAGGGGACUAUAGCCACAGACAGUCAAAUGAUAGAGACCGUCGCUGGUCCCGCUCACCAAGUGAGGGGAGAGAGUGCCUGACUCACAGACAGGGCAGUAGUUCAGUAAGCGGGAGUCCAGUCCCCUCAACCUCCGGGACCAGCACACCCCUCCGUGGUCGGCGUCAGCUGCCCCAAACCCCUGCCACUCCCCGGCCCCAUGUCACCUAUUCUCCCGUCAUCCGUAAACCCAUCAACAACCCCCCUCCCGGCCAGCAAAGCCGACUCCCCACCCCCACCUCACGUCGGGUUUCACCACCUGGCCCUAAGGCCCCGGUUCCCCCUCACCACCACCCAUCUACUACCCACCCCGGUUCUCCUCGUCAUGCACACCGGGGCCCCGGCCCUUCAGAAAGUGUGGAGGGGGACGGAUUCUACGAUGAACAAGGCUACGAGUUCAACCACCAUGAACCUCCUUCCUAUGAGCAAAACCCCAUCCAGGGCAACCCUCACUCCCAUUCUCCCAGGACUUCCCACCACACAGCUCCCCCUCAGGGUCAGCCGCAACCUCGACGCAUGCCCAAUGGCUACCGUUCCUCCUCACCCUCUCUGCACCAUCAUGCCCCCACCCACCCAGGAACUCAUAAGCCUCCCCACCCCAGAGGGCCCAGGAAGGGCCUCCAUGAACCCUACAGUGAGACUGAUGAGGAUGACUGCUGCUAACCUCAGGGAAGAGGGGAGCCAGGGAGGGUGGGCAGGAAUGGAUUCUGGAAUGGGCUGCAAUCAUACAGAGAGGCCAGCUCAAAGAAAACAGGGAUAUUGGCAGAUCCCUCACUUAGUCUGAAUUGUACAGGGGAACACUAGGCAGUAUGCUGAAUGUCCACACGGGAAAUCGAGGCAUGGUUCUUUUCUUUCUAUUACUUGUUCCUUUUCGAUUCCUCUGCUGCCAAGUGUUUCCCUGAAAGGGGAUGGACUGCUUACAGUGAAUAAGAAGACUGGGGAGGUGUGUGAAAUCAAUGAAAAGAAUAUGAAAUCCUGUUCUUAGCCUUCUUAGCCUUAGCAGAGGGGGAAUGUCUGAACUUUUUAUUUUCAGGAUGUUUCAUGAAGUCUCUCCUUAGGCAAAAUCACAUGCCACGCUGUUGAUGGCGAAACUCAAAAUAUGGGACACUCUUUAACACUCAUAAAAUAGGAUCACUUUUUAUUUUGCAGAACUUGAUUGGCAAUUUUUUUAUUGCAAAAAUCAGUCCAGAUGCUGGUAAAUAUUGAUGAGUUUUAUCAUCUCUGUUUACUGUUAGUAAUUAUACCGGAGAGAGUGAGCCAUUCGCCCAUGUGUGUACGUUUUGGGUGGGUGGGUCAAGUGCUUUGGCCUAUCAGGUUGGGAUGGGCGGAGUUGAACUUACCUGGACUGGAGAGCUCACCCUGCACUUCGCAUCUCAAGAAAGAAGAACCACAGAAAAAUGGGAGAGAAAAAAUGAAAAAUCUUCUUCUUUGGCUUUGUCUGCCUCUCAUUGGAAACACUGGAGUUUGAAUCUUCUGUUGCACUGCCCAGUUUUGUUUGAACUCCUAGAGAGAGAAAAUCCCUUGGAAAUCCUGCAUGAUUUAAAAAAAAACAAAAAAACUUAAAAACAAAAAACAAAGAAACUUUGGAUAAAAGGGGGAAAGGGGGGAUACAUUCCUUGGCUCUUUUGUCAUGUUCAUGGAGUUCACUCUCUCCGAUCAGCACCCUCCCUCUCUCUCUCUCUCUCUCUCUCAUGACUCUCUGAUAUCCCUUUCUCCUAUAGGAGUGUCUAAAAGGGGCCAUUGCUAAAAUUCAAACUUCUAACUACUAAUAUAUGGGUGAAUAGAGAGGUGGUUUUUUUUUGUUUGUUUUAUAACAGAUUUGGUGCCAAAUAAGAUGUACAAAAGAUUUAUUUGCAAUCUUUAAAAAGUAAAGAUUGCAAAUAAAAAAACAGUUAAUAGCACAAUAUGUAUGAGCUAGAGAUGUUGUACUUACAUUCCUCUGUCAUUGUACAGAUAAUUUGCUUACUUGCACAAAAACACAGAUAUAGUAGCACACAGACAUAAGUACACUAACAAACAAACAAACAAACAAACAUAUAACAGGCAAAGGACAUCUCUAAUUACUACAUGUGAUUAUUUUCCCUUACAUCCUAGUAAGCAUGUUAUUCCAGUCUUCCAGGGUAUAAUACAGAGGAGAGAGAGAGAGAGUUGGGGUCGAGAGAAGAGAGAGAGAACCUCUCCAUCUUUAGAUAUGAUUUCUUUUUGAUAAUGUCCAUGUGUAUUAUGAUAAUAAUUGAUGAUGAUGACAAUGAUAGUGAUGUUGACACUGAUGGUGAUGUUGAUGAUGUUUUUAAUUUAAUUCUGUACUUGUUUUUUGUAUUUGACUCAACUGCUCUUUGCAUUGCCAUACUUGUUUUCAUGUGAUUUUUGUGUAGAUGGUGUGUGGAGCUCUGUGACCAUAAUCUAUUGUGGGCCAUGACAGAAAACACAUCUGUCCUUCAACCAGUGUCCUCAGUAGCUCUUUGAAAAUGGCUAUUUCCAUGGAAACACACUCUCAACCAUAUCAGCUAGCAUUAAUGACAGUUUGAGGCAAGCUUCAGCUGAUCUCAAGUCUCUGUAACUGUGAACACUUUAUCAAAAAGAAAAGAAGAAUGAAAUUUGUUAGAUGCAUGAAUUUGGGUGAAUGAAAGGAGAGAGCUGACUAUUUAUUGACUUGUCCUACUCAAUGUUGAUAUAAAUGUGACAUUGGGUUCUUUACAGGGGUUUUGAAUAUUAACAUUAAUUCACAGCGAUUCAUUUAGUUAAUUUAAAUGAAUAGUUCACCUAAAAAUGUAAAUUCUGUCAUCACUCACCCUCAUGAUUUUUCAAACCUGAAUGACUUUUUUUUCCUCGUGGAACAUAAAAGGAGUUGUAAAACCCUGUCUACAUCAGACACGAGCGGUGCGGCAGAAGCAAAAUGCUCCCAUUAUAAUCAAUAAUGCUGUCUACACUGGAAGUAUAUGUUCAUUGCGUCACAUCACGCCGACAGUUAACGGAUGCACCAUUGUAUUGCCGACGCACAGGCAGCAGAGCUAGUCUUGUGACUUUAUUAUCCCAUCCAUCUGAAAUAAAAUUCUUAUACUUACCAAAUAUCCCACAUGUGAAACUAGCCAAUAAUUUUUUUUUUUUGCUAAAUAUUUAAAUAACUUCGGACCAUUUCAUCAAAGCCUGCUCAUAAUGUUUCUGUUCUCUGGUCUACUAAUGAAAUAAUAUUUUGUUUCUGACCACGUUUGCAUAGUUUUAACAACAAUAACGUUGUAAAAAUGAUUCUAUAAUAAGUAAAUGGUAAUACCAAUGGAUUUCGGUUCAAAUUAGUUUUAUGACUUCGACUUUGUUCACCAUGAUGAACAGAAGUUGGCGUUGGCGUUGGCCAUGGUAGAUUAACAAUUGCACUUUCAUUAACUUCAGUGCAGAAACGACUGGUUGGCUGAGGUGUUGUUCUGGGGUAAUAACUAAUACAAACAGCAAGAUUACUGGGAGUCAUAAUUGUGUUUGUUUGUUCAAAAUAUUUAAAACACAGAAUGUUGAAGGUAGUUGUAAACAAUAUUAAUCAUUCAUGACACAUUUUAAAAUAUUUUAAAAUGAAUGGGAUGGGGUCUCUGGGGCUAUGAUUCUUAUAAUCUUCCAUCCAUAGCAGCUCCCCUUAGGUACAUGGUAUUUAUUCACCCUUUUAACCAUUGCUGAAGUCUACGCAAGCUCACAGCUUUGUGCACACCAUUUUUAACAUUUACUCGGAACGAGUCCAUUGUAGACAAUCUCAAGUCGUUGCUGGUGUGGAUAGGUUCUUAGGCAGAAUGUUGGCCUCAGUCACCAUUCAAUUUCUUUGCUUCUUUUUCCAUUUAAUGAAAGUGAAUGGAGACUGAGACUUAAAUACUGUCUUAAAUAUCGUUUUGUGUUCAACAGUGACAGAAGGGAGACAAUCAUACAGGUUUAGAAUGGCAUGAGAGUGAGUAAAUGAUGACAUUAAUUUUAUUUUUAG
Molecule: messenger RNA, 10551 nt
Organism: Xyrauchen texanus (razorback sucker)
Lineage: Eukaryota; Metazoa; Chordata; Actinopteri; Cypriniformes; Catostomidae
Gene: cacna1aa
Product: calcium channel, voltage-dependent, P/Q type, alpha 1A subunit, a
Exons: 50
Coding region: 138-7256 (2372 amino acids)
Biological process (GO): chemical synaptic transmission; calcium ion import across plasma membrane
Cellular component (GO): membrane; voltage-gated calcium channel complex; neuronal cell body
Molecular function (GO): high voltage-gated calcium channel activity
Source: RefSeq, a predicted model, not a curated record